UAAAUAUAAAUAAUAAUAAUAAUAAUAUUAAAAUGGAUGGUGCAAAUAAAAAAAUUAAAACAAAGUUUUUUGUUUCAAUAGAUGGUGGCGGUAUCAAGGGACUAAUGUCAAUUCAAAUAAUUGAAGAAAUAGAGAGACAGUUAGAAAUUAAUAUUUCUGAUGCUGAUUUAAUUGGUGGAACAUCAGCAGGUGGUAUCAUUGCAUUCAGUAAAAUGAAUGAUAUUUCUUCAAGUGAAAUUGCAGACCUAUACAAAAGUAUUGGUAAGAAUGUAUUGAAAUUCAAUUGUAGUAAUAUUACCGAGUCACAGUCAUUAUCAAAUACUCAGUUUUUGAUUACAGAGCUAGAAAGGUUAUUUGGAAGAAAAAACCUCAGUGAAUUUGCACAACAUAGAAAGGGUCUUGUAGUUUCUUGCCUAAGUCCAACACCCGUUCCUAUUGAUUAUCAAAGUUUUAUUUUGUCAAAUUAUAACAACCCACAUAGAGAGUACUCAGAGCCCAAACAAAUGAUCGAUAUUUCAGUAUCGGAUGCCAUUAGAGCCACUGCAGGUAUACCACUUUUAUUUAAUGUUCCACGUUAUAAAGGAAGAAAUUUCUUGGAUGGUGGUUAUCAAAAUAAUAACCCAACAAAGAUUGUUUAUCAAGAGGCAGUAUCUUUAUUCGGGGGUGCACAUGCUGAAGAUUCUUUCGUUUUUAUUUCAAUUGGGGCAGGAAAGCAAGUAAAGAGUUUUGGAAAUCAUGUUGUGUCUGGAAUUAAGAUGCCUUUUGAAUUUGUAAACAAUACCGUUGUUCCUGGAUUAACUGGGGUAGAACUAUCCUCACCAAUCCACAGAAUUGUUAAAUUUAUGACCGUUGCAAGUGAUGAAACCCAUCAAGAUUUUAAGAAAUCAUAUAGCCACUUAAAGUAUUUUAGAUUUGACCCAAUUAUUGACCGUUCUAUCGCAGUAAAUGAUGCUUCUGAUGAAACCAUUGAAUAUAUGCACCAAAAAACACAAGAAUAUAUCAAAUCAUCAGAAUUUAAUGAAAUGAUUAGCCAACUCAAAAUAUUAAUGAAAUAAUUAAAACAAAAUAAGAAAUUUUUAAUAAUAUAUCAAUUUAUUUAUAAAAUUAAUUUAAAGGUUAAUAUUGGAAAGUACACCCAUAGAAAAAAAAAAAAAGAAAAAGUAAAUUCAAAUUUUGUUGGAUAUAAAACAAAAAUUUUUUCUUUGGUUAU
Molecule: messenger RNA, 1210 nt
Organism: Dictyostelium purpureum
Lineage: Eukaryota; Evosea; Eumycetozoa; Dictyosteliales; Dictyosteliaceae
Exons: 2
Coding region: 33-1055 (340 amino acids)
Biological process (GO): arachidonate metabolic process
Cellular component (GO): membrane
Source: RefSeq, a predicted model, not a curated record